CCUCUCUUUCACACACACACACACACACACACACACACACACACACUUGUAUUUUGUGCUGUUGUAAAACCCACGUGUCCAGCGGGGAGGCUGCCAGAUCGUGGAGCGGAGGAGCCGGGACGCGGCAGCGGCCGAGCGCAGCAGCCCGCCGGCUCCGGCGCCCGCGUCCGCCCGCACUCCCGCGCCUCUACACCCCUGGCUUGCGGCCCCGGAGGGUCCCGGGCGGGCGGAUCUCUAGGGCUCUGCUCCCGCGCUGCCCAGGGGCAUGUAGCGUAGCCGGGGCGCACACUCUCCCGCACGCUCACCAAGACACACGCACGCACGCACCCGCCGGCGGCUCCGAGUUUUCAGGUAAGCGUGGCUUGUCUAGGGCUGAGGGUCUUGGACCCGGGGAAUAGGAGGCUGGAGGUCCUGCGCUGGGGGCGGGGGGCGAGACUGUCCCGCCUCCUGGCGCCGGAGGCCAGCGCGGCUCAGGCGCUGCGCCACUCCAGUUCGGGUCGGCUCCGGGCGGGGGCAGAGGGUGGGGGCUGCGUGCUGCCGCCGAGUUCUGCUGGGAAGCGCCCUCUCUCCGGGCUUCAACAGUGCCGGGUGGGCGCUGGGCGCCUCGGGCUGGGAGGCAAGGCAGGGUGCACACAGCUCCCCCCGCGCGGCGCUGCGGCUUCAGAGUAAACU
Messenger RNA from Orcinus orca (killer whale), 672 nucleotides. RefSeq lists its product as uncharacterized. The record is from RefSeq and is a predicted model, not a curated record. NCBI's taxonomy places the organism in Eukaryota, Metazoa, Chordata, Mammalia, Artiodactyla, Delphinidae.